CUGAAGGUGGUUUCCAUUCGAAAGCUGACCAAAAGAUUUCAAUCCUUUCCUCCCGGUCACUGAAGCCGAUAAACAACGACAAAAAUCCUUGCCAAAAAUAUUAUCAAUCACUUCAAUUUAGCCGAUUUCAGUCAAACUCCAUCCGUCUCCCUAAAAAUCCCUAAUUUUCCCUACAAUUUCUUCGUUUAUGGAGAAAUUCGACGCUUCUUUACCAAUACUGGUUGAUUCUGUUCUGUAAUCGGGUUGACUGUUCUUUCAGGAAUUUUGUCAUUGAAUAGCUGGACGGACCUCUAUUUAGAGACAAUGGGCAGUACAUUUAAUCCACAAAUUUUGGUGGAGAAGCUGGCCAAGCUCAAUAAUUCACAGCAAAGCAUUGAGACUCUGUCGCACUGGUGUAUUUUUCAUAUGAACAAGGCUAAGCAAGUUGUAGAAACAUGGGCUAGACAAUUCCAUUCUUCCCCGCGUGAUCAACGCCUGGCUUUUCUCUAUCUUGCAAAUGAUAUUCUGCAGAAUAGUAGGCGCAAGGGUUCAGAGUUUGUUGGUGAAUUCUGGAAGGUUCUUCCAGAUGCACUCCGUGAUGUGAUUGACAAUGGGGAUGAAUUUGGAAGAAAUUCAGCAUUACGCCUGGUCAACAUUUUGGAUGAAAGAAAGGUUUUUGGUUCUCGAGGGCAGGUUCUUAAGGAAGAGCUAGUCGGAAGGCACCUGGAAACCAGUAAUAAAAACGGGAAGCAUUCAGGGCUAAAAUUGAAACGACCUGCUGGAGAUGCAUUGGACAAGAUAGUUUCUGGGUAUCAAGUUAUAUAUGCCGGUCAAGUAAAUGAAGAUGCCGUUAUGAGCAAAUGCAGGAAUGCCAUCAGCUGUGUUGAAAAAGUGGACAAGGAAAUUGGUGGGGAUAUUAGAUCUGCAAAAGUAAAUGGGCCAGGUGUUGCCGAUGAACUGAAGGGCCAGCAUGCUACAUUGCGGGAUUGCAUUGAGCAACUUACAACAGUUGAAUCAUCAAGAACAAAUCUCGUGUCUUGUCUGAGGGAGGCUCUUCAAGAACAGGAAAUGAAACUGGGCCAAGUCCGUAGUCAACUUCAGGCUGCACAUACUCAAUCAGAAAAGGCCGAUAAUUUCUGCAGGCAAUUAAUUAAGAAUCCUAAUGGCAUCCAAUCGCCAUCUGAACAGGGUCGGAAGGAAACUCACCCAUCCAAAGUGCAAAGUUACGUUCCAGGCACUGGAGAACAGUCUGCUCCCGUGAUGUACACACGACAGAUACCUUUCGGUGAGCAAUCUGAGGAGGAUACUAAAUCCGCUGCAGCUGCAGUGGCGGCAAAGCUCACGGCAUCGACAUCCUCGGCGGAGAUGCUGACAUACGUCCUCUCAUCCUUGGCGUCAGAGGGCGUAAUUGGCAAUUCACGGAAAGAGUCGCCCUCAAAUGAUUAUCCCUUGCAGAAAAGAACCAAGAUCAAUAACGACCAGCCUCCGCCUUAUAUACCAUCAUCUCAGAAUGCUCAACCACCGGUGCCGCCUUUCCCCCACCCAGAUUCUUUACAGCAUGGUAAUAAUAGCCGUGGUGGUGGCAUAUUGAAAGAGCCGUCUCAUGACCAACCACCACCUCCACCUCCGCCAUCAUCUCCGCCUCCUCUGCCACCAAUGCCACCUAUGCAGCCAUAUCCAGUCCCUCCAUUCAUGCAGUCUGCUGGGACGGUACCAUAUGGCCAUAAUACAAAUCAACCACCACCGCCACCACCUAUGCCUCUACCCGGAUUUCCCUCCGUGGGGCCGCCAGUCAACGGUGUUUCAUCAUACACACCGGCACUUCCACCGGACGGUUACCAGAAUUAUCAAAUAGAAGGUGGUUUCUAUAGCCAACAAUCAGCCAUGCCAAUGGCACCUAUGUCUAGGCAGUAAAACCAGCAAGUUUGUAGAAGUAAUUGGAGAUUCUUGCACAUUAUUUAGAUGUGGUAGAAGUGUUAUACAAGUAAAGUAGACGAGAGUUUAAAUUAUUCUAAUGGGUAGUUAAAUUAUAUGAGGAAUAUUUGAGUGUUGUUUGUGUAUGGAGUUGCUGUUUGCAAUGUGGUGGUAUCAAACAGGAAUUACCAACACCAUGAGGCUAAAAUUUGGCAGAGGGAUGUUGGUAUGGUUAUGAAACCAGAGGUUUAACAAACUGUUUGGUUGGUUUUCUAUUAAGUCGUGUAUGGAGAAAGUUGUCUGGGUGGAUUAAUUCGUCUUUAUAGAUUGAGAAUGUUUUUAGUUG
Molecule: messenger RNA, 2239 nt
Organism: Cynara cardunculus var. scolymus (artichoke)
Lineage: Eukaryota; Viridiplantae; Streptophyta; Magnoliopsida; Asterales; Asteraceae
Product: arp2/3 complex-activating protein rickA
Exons: 8
Coding region: 304-1893 (529 amino acids)
Biological process (GO): mRNA 3'-end processing
Cellular component (GO): RNA polymerase II, holoenzyme
Molecular function (GO): RNA polymerase II complex binding
Source: RefSeq, a predicted model, not a curated record